Closterium sp. Yama58-4 is the source of this 2859-nucleotide messenger RNA. The record is from the annotation of a GenBank genome assembly. Lineage: Eukaryota; Viridiplantae; Streptophyta; Zygnematophyceae; Desmidiales; Closteriaceae.
AUGUUUUCACAGAACCAGUGUCGUCGCUGUGACCUUAGCACAGCCCUUUUCCUCCUCUCGCUCGUUCUGCUCUCCGCCCACGCGGCGCUGGCCUUCCGCUUCUCCUCAGGGCUCCGCGCGGGCGAUCUGCGCGGGAUAGUGCGCGGAUGGACGCACUGCGGGCACUGGACCUGUAAGAAGCACACGCAAGGCGGCGGCAAAGGCGGAAACGGAAAGGGCGGGAACGGGAAGGGUGACCCAGUGACUGGGGGCGGAGGGACGAGUGGCGGUGGAAUGGGCGGGGGUGGAAUAGGCGGAGGCGGAACUGGAGGCGGCGGAAUCAUGGGCGGCGGCGAAUUAGGUGACGGAGAAAAGAGCGGCGGCAGCAUGGGCGGUGGCGGAACGGGUGGCGGCGGCGGAAUAAGUGGCGGCGGAAUAAGUGGCGGGGGAAUGGGUGGCAGUGGAAUGGGUGGCAGUGGAAUGGGCGGCAGUGGAAUGGGCGGGGGCGGAGUGGGCGGCGGCGGAACUGGUGGUGGCGGAAUGGGCGGCAGCGGAACCGGAGGUGGAAUGGGGGGCAGUGUGGGUGGACCUGGGUCAUCUGCUCCCGGAUCAGAGGCAGCCAUGGGCCCUGGAGGGGGCAUGAAUGAUGGCAUGGGUGGCGGAGGAAGAAGCGGAGGUGGUGGAAUAGGCGGUGGUGGAAUGGGCGGCGGCGGAGUGGGCGGCGGCAAAAUGGAUGGCGGCAGAAUGGAUGGCGGCAAAAUGGAUGGCGGCAAAAUGGAUGGCGGCAAAAUGGAUGGCGGUGAAAUGGACGGCAGCAGAAUGGGCGGUGGCAGAAUUGAUGAGGGCAGAAUGGGCGUAGGCGGAAAGGGUGGCGAUGGAAUGGGCGGUGGCGGUGGUGGCAAUGAUGGGGGUGGAAUGGGUGACGGCGGAAUGGGUGACGGUGGAAUGAUUGGCAACGAGAUGGAUGGCAGAGUAACCAGAGGUGGAAUGGGGCACGGUGCGGACAGACCAGGGUCAUCUGCUCCCGGAUCAGAAGCAGCCAUGGGCCCUGGAGGGGGCAUGGAUGAUGGCAUGGGCGGUGGGGGAAGAAAAGGUGGUGGAGGAAGGGAUGGCGAUGGAAUGGGUGGAGGAGGAAUGAGUGGGGCCGGAAUGGGCAGUGGGGGAAUGGGCGGCGGUGGACUGCCAGUGGAUGGCGGUGAAACGAGCAGCGGCAGAAUGGGUGGCGGCAGAAUGGGCAGCGGCAGAAUGGAGGGCGGCGGAAUGGGUGGUGGUGGCAUGGGAGGGGGCAUGGACGGACCUGUGUCAUCUGCUCCCGGAUCAGAGGCAGCCAUGGGUCCUGGAGGGGGCAUGGAUGAUGGCAUGAGCGGCGGAGGAAGAAGGGGCGGGGGCGGAAUGGGAGGUGGCAUAAUGGGCGGCAGCAGAAUGGAUGGCAGUGGAAUGGGCGGCAUCAGAAUGGGCGGUGGUGGAAUGGAUGGGGUUGGAAUGGGCGAAGGCAGAAAGGGUGGCGGUGGUGACUAUGAUGGGGGCAGAAUGGGUGGUGGAGGGAUGGGGGAUGUUGGCAUGGGUGACGGCGGAAUAAGCGGCGGCGGGAUGGGUGGCGGAGGUACCGGCAGAGGUGGAAUGGGGGGCGGCAUGGGUGGACAAGGGUCAUCUGCUCCCGGGUCAGAAGCAGCCAUGGGCCCUGGGAGGGGCAUGGGCGGCGGGGGAAUUGGAGGCGGCGGUAAGGUCGGCGGUGGCAGUGAUGGGGGUGGAAUGGGCGGCAGCGGGAAGGGUAGCGGUGAAAUGGGCGGCACAGGAAUGGGCGAAGGCGGCAUGGGCGAUGGUGGGAUGGGCGACGGAGGAAUGGAUGGCGGUGAAAUGGGCGGCGAUAUCAUGGAUGGUGGCAGAAUGGGCAGAGGAGGAACCGGAGGUGGAAUGGGAGGGGGCAUGGACGGACCUGGUUCAUCUGUUCCCGGAUCACAAGCAGCCAUGGAUCCUGGGGGCAUGGAUGAUGUCACGGGCCAUGGGGGAAGAAGGGGUGGGGGCAUGGCAGGCGGCAGAAUGGAUGGUGGUGAAAUGGGCAGCGGCAGAAUGGGCGGCAGUGGCAAUGAUGGGGACGGAAUGGCCGGUGAAGGAAUGGGGGCCGGUGAAGGAAUGGGGGCCGGUGGAAUGGGCGGCGGCGGAAUGAUGGGAGGUGGUGGCAAUGAUGGGGAUAGAGCAGGCAGUGGUGGAAUGGGCAGCGGAGGAACCGGAAGGGGAAUGGGAGGAGGAGUUGGGUCAUCUGCUCCUGGGUCAGAAGCAGCCAUGGGUCCUGGUGGGGGCAUGGAUGAUGGAGGAAGGGGCGACGACGACAUAGGCAGUAGUGGAAUGGGCGGGGAUGAAAUGGGCGGUGGCAAAAUGGGCAGCGGCAGAAUGGACGGCGGUGGAAUGGGAGGUGGCAAAAUGGAAGGCGGCGAAUUGCGUGGAGGCGGAAUCGGUGGCAGAGUUGGUGGCGGUGGAAUGGGCGGCGAUGGAAUGGGCAGCGGCGAAACGGGUGGUGGGGCAACCGGAGGUGGAAUGGGUGGUGAUGGAACGGGCAGUGGCGGGAUGGCCGGUGACGGAGGAAUGGAUGGCGGUGGAAUGAGUGACAACAGAAUGGGUGCAGGAGGAACGGGCGGCGGAGGAAGGGACGAUGGCGGAAUGGGUGGGGUCGGUAUGGGUGGCGGAGUAACCGGAGGUGGAAUGGGAGGGGGCAUGGGCGGACCUGGAUCACUUGCUCCUGGAUCUGAAGCAGCCAUGGGCCCUGGGAGGGGGAUUGGUGGGGCAGCGGAGGAACCGGAGGUGGAAUGGGAGGGGGCAUGGACAGACCUGGGUCAUCUGCUCCCGGAUCAGAAGCAGCCAUGGGCCCUGGAGGAGGCAUAG